AUGGAUCUUUGGCUAGCAAUUCUCCUAUUUUUUCUGGGAUUUCUCCUAGUUCUCUACAAUGUAUCAGCAGAUUUCAACUAUUAUUCGAGAAUCUCAUUUUUCUACUUCACAAUUUUAUUACACGGAAUGGUUUGUUGUGUUACAAUGAUUCCAUCGUGGCUAAAAACACGUGGCGCCGAUCAUGUUUUUGAGGGUUUUUAUUAUUGGUGUAAAUGGAGUGGUGUGCAUACGACAGUUCAUAAUUAUGAGGGUGGACAAAUUGAAGGAUCGGCUGUGGUGAUUUGUAAUCAUCAGGUGAGCUUUUAACCUAUGACGUGGCAUUUCAUGAUUUCGAAUUUCUACGGGAAUUUUCGGUUUCGAAAUAAAACUAAUUUUUGAACCUGAAUUAUGGAUUUUGAGAGCCUGAUUGUAAAUAAGCCUGGCUGGAAUAUCUAAGUUUCUUUGGGCUUAAAAAUCUAAAAAUGUCAGGCCUAAAAAGCCUUGAAAAAUUCAGGUUUUCAGACCACAACAUAGGUCUUUUCAGGCCGAAAACUGUAGUUUUCAGGCUCAAGAACCUCGAAAUUCCAGCCCAAAAAAAGGCUUUAUCAAGCUGAACACUUCUCAAAAAGGUUCAGGCCGAAAACAAGACUUUAUUAUAGUCUUGAAAGAUUUUCAUGUCCAUCAAAACUCAAUAGGAAAAGUCUAGGCUUCUUUGGGCUCAAAACCUCUUGAAUUUCAGGCCGAAAACUAGGCCUUUUAGGGUCGAAAAAUCCCAGUUUUUCAGGUUUGAACUAGACCUUUCCUCACACCUCGGCCAAAAUCGUGGCUUCCACAAUAAAAAAUUGUACGCUAACUUUUUACAGUACAAAAAUUGUGAAUUUUUCAGUUUUUGUCCUCUAAAAAUUGUGAUUUUUCAAUUUUUGACCUCUAAAAACUGAAAUUCAGAUUUUUCCAAAAAUUGUACUCUGGUCAGCCACGGCUUGGCCGAGGUGUGCCUUUCCUAGGCUUUCUAUUUAUCAUUUCUGAAUAAAAAAUCUGGGUUUCUUUGCGCUCCAAAGAUCUCAAUUUUCAGCUUAAAAACAUAAAUUUUCAGGCCGAAAACUAGGCUAUUUUAGGAUCGAAAAAUGCCAGGUUCUCAGGUUUUAGACCUAAAAAUCGACACUUAAUCAAACUUUGAAAGAUGAUUCUAUAUUGAAAAAUAUUCAACAUUUCGCAUCAAAAAUAUAAAUUUAAAAAAAAAUCGUUUUCGGUUUCAAAAACAUCAUGUUUUGUUGAUCAAAAUUGGCAAAUACGUGACAUUUUCCAUCAUAAUUAACUUUUUUCACCACCAAAAAAGUUUUUUGUUGGACAAAAUGCGACUUUUUACAACACAGCCCCUGAACAAAAUAAUUGUAAUUGUUGUGUGUACUUUUGAUCGACAAAAAUUGCAAAUUUUUGGGGGAUUUUCCAAGUACCUAAACAUUUUUUUUUGCAGAGCUCUUUAGACAUUUUGGCAAUGUGCUCAGUUUGGCCACAUCGAUGUGUUGUGAUGAUGAAAAAAUUGUUGGCAUACGUACCGUUUUUCAAUUUUGCGUCAAUGUUGGUAAGUCUAUUUAAGUCUAAAUUUGAAGAUCGACGAAAAAAUCGAUAUCUUCCAGGCUUGCACAAUUUUCAUCGAUCGAACAAAUCGGGAUAAAGCUAUGCAAUCUGUGGAUUAUUGUGUUAGCGAGAUGAAGAAGAGGGAUUUGAAGGUGAGGAUGAAAUAUUUCGAAAAAUCGAGAUUCUCACACAUUUUUAUCUGGAAAUUACAAAUUUCUUGAUGUGGAGCUUAAAAAAAAUGUUUUUCUGAUCAAAAAUUUUUCAAAUUUUCAGAAUAAAAAUCAUCAAAUCUACUCUAGAUUAGAGAUUAUCUAGAUUUGAUUUCUAAAUGUCCCUGAAAUAAAAAAAGUCUGAAUUCUUGCAAAAUGUUUAAUUUUCGCGUUAAAAAUUGAUUUUUUGGCUCAAAAUUUUUUUCCCGCUUUUAUUUCAUAUUUUUGCCGAAGUACAAAAUCCAUCGAAAUUUCUAAAUUUUGAAAAAUUCUUAACGCCAAUUUUGAAACGUAAAUAUUUCGGGGUUUUUUUCUCCUACAAAAAUUCAAGAUGUUUUGAUUUCCAAAACCCCCUCAAUUCCCCCUCUUUUACAAAAAUAUUUCAUGUUCUCAAAAAAAAAAAUAGAUAUAGAACUAUUUCGAAAUAAAAUUCUUUUUGAUGAAACUUUUUUGUAAAGAAAAACAAAAAAGUUUCAUCAAAGGAGUUUUUGAAAAAGCCGACAUUUCGAGAAAAGAAAAAGGCCUUGAAGCGAUGUAAAGAUUUCUUCAAAUACAAUUUUUCAGCUCUGGAUCUUCCCAGAAGGAACGCGAAACCGAGCUGGAGGCCUGAUGCCAUUCAAAAAAGGCGCAUUCAAUAUAGCAAUCCGCGCUCAACUUCCAAUAAUUCCCAUUGUUUUCUCCGAUUAUCGACCAUUUUAUUCGAAACCUGGCAAAUAUUUCAAAACGAAUGGCGAAAUUGUGAUCGAAGUUAUGGAACCGAUUCCGACCGAAGGAUUGACUUUGGAAGAUGUUCCCGAAUUUUCCGAAAAAGUUCGACAAAAAAUGCUGGAAACUUAUGAGCGAAUUAGUGCGGAGGCGAAGAACAAAAUGGAAAAUACCAAAAAAUUGACAUAA
Caenorhabditis angaria is the source of this 2660-nucleotide messenger RNA. The record is from the annotation of a GenBank genome assembly. Lineage: Eukaryota; Metazoa; Nematoda; Chromadorea; Rhabditida; Rhabditidae.